This is a messenger RNA of Mytilus californianus (California mussel), 1572 nucleotides long. RefSeq names its product Golgi-associated plant pathogenesis-related protein 1-like. The transcript has 4 exons. NCBI's taxonomy places the organism in Eukaryota, Metazoa, Mollusca, Bivalvia, Mytilida, Mytilidae. The coding region runs from base 172 to 750 and encodes 192 amino acids. The record is from RefSeq and is a predicted model, not a curated record.
AAUAGUUUCACUUGGACUGUUUUUGACAAAACAUGAACAUAGACAAAACCUUCAUUGGAAACGACUAAAUGUUUACCUUACAUAGUUAUAGUUUAUAUUGUUGCUUCACCGGUAAUGUGUAAGACUACACAAAAGUCACAAUGGUAAUGACUAAUAUUCCAUCAUCGAGAUAUGGGAGGAAAAUCAACUGUUCCGGAAAUCAAGAAGGAUGACUGGAAAGAUACUGCUCUGCGUGCUCAUAACAAAGUCCGCAAGCUACAUAAUGCACCACCUUUAAAAUAUUCCAAAGAUCUCAGUAUGUACGCUCAAAAUCAUGCACUUUAUCUAAAAACUAAAACAAAAGUGCAUAGAAGUGGUAUGUACUGUCAAGGAGAGCAUAUUGGUGAAAAUAUUGCAGAACGUAUUUUACCAGCAUCCGUCAAAGAAUAUGGAGGGAAGGAUGUGACACAAGACUGGUAUAAUGAAAUAGAACAAUAUAGUUAUUACGACAACGACCCUCCAAAUCGCACCAAGACAAAAUGCCGAAAUUUUACACAGCUUAUCUGGAAGGACACAAAGGAAGUAGGAUUUGGUAUGACAGUGAAAGGAAGGCGCGUGAUUGUAGUGGCAUGUUAUAAACCUGUUGGUAACAUAAAAGGAAAGUAUCCUGAUAACGUUUUGCCACGUCUCGUUCAGGAACAAUCUGAAAGAAGAUUUUCCAAGUGUUUGUCUCCACGUGAUAAUGAAUCAGAUGAGGACGAUAACAUUUGACAUUUGUGUUAGUAAUGAUAUAAACAGCACUAAUUAUACUGCACUAGAUGCGCAUUUCGACAAUUAAUGUCUCUUCAGUGAUGAUCUAGCAAUUAAAAAUCUUUAAGGUAUCCGUAAUGAUAUAAAAAAACGUGGUUAUCUAAGAUUGUUUUAAAAGUAAAACAUCUCUAAAAUAUGUGAUUUAUUUUAAGAAAUGAUAAUAAACUAUUCAUUUACAUGCUGUUCCGAUGUUUAACGACAUUACGUCCGUUAUUUUCCUGUAACACCCGUUUUUGUGAUCACGAUGUCACUAAUUGUAAAUAUUCCCUAAUGUCACGUGUAAUGACGACGUUAAAAUAUUAAUAUUUUCUAGUUGAUUAAACGCAGAGUGCACGUAAUUGGGCGGUACUUCGGAUUUUUUAUGAUUUUUUUAUGCAUUUAGAACUCCUUAACUGCAUUAAAAGAUAUAUGUAGCAUUUAUAUUUUCAAAGAUAAAAUCGAUUAAAAAAUUGCAACACAAAUGUUUAAAUGUACAGAAUGCACGUAAAAAGCCGAAAUAUGCAGUUUUAAGCUACUAGAAAUGUCUUCAACUGUCUGUGAUGGCAGCCUAUUCAUUAACCGCGCUAUCUCUUCCUGAAACUAACGUUCCUUAAAUCGGUUAAUGUAAUAGUGCACCAAUUGUAUUCAAAUGCUUGCUUGGUUUACAUACACCUUCGUGCUCAUGGAAUAAUGCUUAUCUAUUGUAUCUUAAACUUGAAAUUUUUUAUGGUACAUACUGUCCAUUAUCAAAAUAGUCACAUGUUUUGUUUGACAAUAAGAUAUGAUUAAAUUGAAUUUAAAAUA